CAACACACUCUUCCCCCCAGGAUAAACAAGCUGGGAAGCCUUACGAGGUUUACUUCGAGGUAAUUCAGCAAUCACCCUCCGGCAUGGGAGCGGGCUUGCGCUGAUUCGACGAAACUCCCGCUCUCUCCCACCUCCCCCGCCGAGGCGUCGAGCACCCUCCGAGUCCCAAUUUGCGGCUUUUCGUCACCCCCUCCCGGAUCAACCAUGGCUCUAAUCCAGAUGAGGGAGCUGUUGCAGUUCCCCGACAACGGGGACAAUGCAACCGACACCGUUAUCAAUGGCAUCCAUUUCAACCGCAGCGCGCUGCACCACUUCAACUACACACUCUAUUCCAACGGAACGCUGUCGAACGGAUCGAACUGCUGGCUUGCUUUCCAGAUGUACAAACCGAUCAUGUUUUCCAACGGCACCUUUAUCAACGGUACAUCGUGCUAUUCUCCGAUCGAAGGCGUUGGGACGCGAGGCAGUAUCGGAAUCGCGUUUGCGUCGAUGUUCGCUCUCACCAUCCUAUUCUCGCUGAUCAACCUUCGGAAGCACGGCCGGAGAUACUUGCCUGUAGAUAAGAGAUGGAGCUUGGUAGGGCGGAGAUGGCAAUGGUACUGGAUGCUCUUCGUCGGUGCAUGUGGAACGAUCAGUUGCUUCAUGAGCAUCGAUGUCGAUCGGGAUUACCUACAAGGCCUUGCGAUCAUCCUGCAGAGCUUCUUCUAUUAUUUGACGCUUCCAACGGUGUUGGCAGCUGUAUGGGAAAGCGUUCGGCAUUGGGGCUCGUGGCAGGAGCGCCAAAUCCAGGACCGCGAUAAUUUCGCCUUCGCUGCUGAAACGACACGAGAGAAACAGGAAUUUUAUCUACCGCUGAUAUUCUAUCUCUUUGCGUUUCUGAAUUUCUUCUUAACCAUUCCAAGAUCGUGGACGAAUGUACAGAAGCAGCGGAGCGAAGACCAGCAGGAAAGUUUGGCGAAACCAACCGCAACCGAUGGUCGUUUCAAGUCCGCAAGUAUUCUGGUGGCUGUCUGCUUGUUCCUCAUCUGCUACAGCCUUGGCCACAGCCUAUACAGGUAUAAACACCGUCCACAGGGACGCGUAUGGGUCGCCUUCUACCUAACCAUCAUACCGUUCAAAUUCAUCAUUACGAUCCUUCUUGCUGGGGCGCGAAUUGGGUUCGGUAUUGCAUCAGCCUUCAAUUGGACUAUAUCACCCUUGAAAUAUAACGGUGAACCAGGAUGGCUGUAUGGACUCGGCUAUACUCCUGUUCUGCUUAUUCUAAUAAUCUUGAACAUCUACGGCUAUCUCGAUCGUAACGAGGAUAAGGAGCUUAUCCGUCAGCGCGUGGAACGUGGUCGUAUUGCAGAUAACGAACUAGGGAUUGACCGGAAGAACAGGAAGCCGCACUGGUGGCACCGAUCGAGGACCGACUAUACACCCAGUACUCUCGGUCUGGAUGCAGAUGAAAGAUUGCGGACUCUUGUUGCGGAAGUGGGCGGUGGCACGGCGACGAAGAAAAACCUUCAGAAGAUGGUUGAAAUGGGCGUCCUCAAUCCUACCAAGUAUAGAGACGAUGAUCCGCCUGAAGAACUCCCGGUAGAGGAGCCUUCCGCGGAAUUUGAAUGGCCACGAAAAGACAGAUUUGUUGUUAUGGAUGAAGAGGAAAACAAGCCGGAAGCCUCACAGGGUAGCAGUAUACCACCAGGCCCGAAACCUGAAGCUUCGCCUACACUAAGCCGUGCGAACAGUCAUAACACGGCAUUUUCUGGAGAAACACUUACGUCUCAAGCCAAAUCUCAUAGAGUCAGAAGCAUGUUAGAUAUCUGAAAACGAGAAUGUGGUUGGUAUUUGUGAUGAUCUCGAUGUGUAUAUAGUUUUUAUUUUCUUGGGUUUCUUUUUAGCUGAUACUCCGGAGCAAAAAACGCGUGUAGGUAGAAACAAUAUGACUUCAUGAUUUGACGCUAUAUUGAUGACCGCAUGAAGUAGAAGUUAGGUAGCCAGUGCUUAUCACGCCGCGGUGGCAGUCCUCUGAUACAAGGGAGCAGGCACGCAACGGCGCCUCUUGCGGGGAUCUUCACUAGUCGUUAAACUCCAUCAGGAUAGGUGGCCGAAACGGCGAAGGGGUCAAUAAGGAUAAACCCCACUGAUCGUCAGAGGGAAACGGUAUUCCGAGAGCAUCCCCGGUUCUCCAGCCACCGUUCCGGCCGGCCUUGUCCGGUAGCGUAGGGUUAGUGCUGCUACACCAAGAAAUUGGCAAGCGAGGAAGACAAAACUGCAAUUUUGAUCCAGAGUGCUAGAAAUCCCCCUCAAUUUUCUUUUUCAAGUAGCAUCCGUGAGGCUUGUCCUCGAGUAAGGUUUGUCUCGCGAUCUGCGUAAAAACAUCAGAGUGCAGACCAGGGACUUUGAAGGACAAACCCCCAGACGUACUAUAAGUGCAAGGAACAGGGGAUGGGAAGGAGAAGGAGAACAAACUGACACACUUCGAAAUGAUCGACAUUUUCGUGGGAUGUGACACUGAAUUUAAGAUUUUUAGGAUUUUCUCUGCUACUUAUGUGUCUUAUCACAUGCCGUGGGAGAGUCGACCCAGAUUUCUUGUGUUUUAG
This is a messenger RNA of Coccidioides immitis RS, 2585 nucleotides long. RefSeq lists its product as uncharacterized. Bases 205 to 1809 code for a protein of 534 amino acids. NCBI's taxonomy places the organism in Eukaryota, Fungi, Ascomycota, Eurotiomycetes, Onygenales, Onygenaceae. The record is from RefSeq and is a predicted model, not a curated record. The transcript has 2 exons.